GCCCCCUCAGCGCUUGUCCGUUCUGGCUCGCCGUCCUUCAGCAUGGCGGCCGCUUCGCUGCAGCUGAGGCUGACCCUAUCCCCGGGAGCGCGCGGCCUGCGCACCUUCUCCUCAGUCGCCAGGCCCGCGGCUCCAAGAGCCGGCCCGCUAUCCAGAGGUGAAAGGCCGAUGAGAAGAAAGGCACUGCCUCCUAGGACGGAGAAGAUGGAGACUGACCAGGACUGGCCCAGCGUUUACCCUACUGCCGCACCGUUUAAACCCUCGGCUGUUCCUCUACCUGUUCGAAUGGGAUAUCCAGUGAAGAAGGGUGUGCCCAUGGCGAAGGAGGGGAAUGUAGAGCUUCUAAAGAUCCCAAAUUUUCUGCAUUUGACUCCUGUGGCAAUUAAAAGGCACUGCGGAGUUCUAAAAGAUUUCUGCACUGAGUGGCCAGCUGCACUCGACAGUGAUGAGAAAUGUGAGAAGCAUUUUCCACUUGAGAUUGACACAGCGGAUUAUGUGUCGUCAGGACCGUCCAUUCGAAACCCCAGAGCGCGAGCGGUAACUUUAAGGGUUAAACUUUCCAGUUUGAAUUUAGACAAUCAUGCAAAGAAAAAACUUAUUAAACUUGUAGGCGAGCGGUACUGCAAGACUACUGAUGUGCUCACUAUCAAGACAGACAGAUGCCCUUUGAAGCGGCAGAACUAUGACUAUGCAAUGUAUCUCCUUACAGUCCUGUACCAUGAAUCUUGGAAAACUGAAGAAUGGGAAAAAAAUAAGACUGAGGAAGACAUGGAUGAGUAUGUGUGGGCGAAGAGCUCCUCGGAGAACAGCGUCCUCCAGACCCUGCUGCAGAUGAGAGCUGCCGAGAGCAGUGUGGCACCGAGCAGAGAAGAGCUGCUGGGGACUAAAGAGGUCGAAGAUUACCAGAAGUGUGUCGUUCGUCUCAAGAAUGAGGGGGAGAACGAGGCAAGCCUCGCUCAGUACAAAGAGUCUGUGAAGAGACUGUUAAAUUUGGCCUGAAGUCUGCACUAGAAACCUCUGUAUUAAUUUUAUAAUGUAUUUAGUCACUGGUUUGAUAUAAAUGGGAGAAUACUUAA
Molecule: messenger RNA, 1076 nt
Organism: Rattus rattus (black rat)
Lineage: Eukaryota; Metazoa; Chordata; Mammalia; Rodentia; Muridae
Gene: Mrps35
Product: mitochondrial ribosomal protein S35
Exons: 8
Coding region: 43-999 (318 amino acids)
Biological process (GO): mitochondrial translation
Cellular component (GO): mitochondrial small ribosomal subunit
Molecular function (GO): structural constituent of ribosome
Source: RefSeq, a predicted model, not a curated record